Molecule: messenger RNA, 3892 nt
Organism: Parasteatoda tepidariorum (common house spider)
Lineage: Eukaryota; Metazoa; Arthropoda; Arachnida; Araneae; Theridiidae
Source: RefSeq, a predicted model, not a curated record
AUGUACCUGCGUCUUGUUCAACUGCGCAGUCAAAAGACAGCUGGAAUCUUUCAUGUCGUGACUUCUUGCUUUGACAAGUCACGAAAAAUGCAGUAUAAAAAUGGUAGUACAGGCAGUGCUGCAGCCUCAGCUGGAGCAGGAGGAUACGGCCAAGGAGCAGGUCAAGGCUAUGGUGCUGGCGCAGGCUCUGGCGCAGGUGCAGGAGGAGCAGGAGGUUAUGGACAAGGAGCAGGUCAAGGCUCUGGUGCUGGUGCAGGAGCAGGUGCUGGUGCUGGAGCCGCUGGAGGAUAUGGACAAGGAGCAGGUCAAGGCUAUGGUGCAGGCUCUGGAGCUGGUGCCGGAGCUGCAGCUGCAGCAGGUGCAGGAGCAGGUGGAGCAGGAGGUUAUGGACAAGGAGCAGGUCAAGGCUAUGGUGCUGGCUUAGGAUCUGGUGCAGCAGCAGGUGCUAGAGCUGCUGGAGGAUAUGGACAAGGAGCAGGUCAAGGCUAUGGUGCGGGAGCAGGUUCUGGUGCAGGAGCAGGUGCUGGUGCUGGUGGGGGAUAUGGACAAGGAGCAGGUCAAGGCUAUGGUGCAGGUGCAGGCUCCGGAGCUGGUGCUGGAGCUGCAGCAGGUGCAGGAGCAGGUGGAGCAGGAGGUUACGGACAAGGAGCAGGUCAGGGCUAUGGUGCUGGCGCAGGGUCUGGUGCAGGAGCAGGGUCUGGUGCAGGAGCAGGUGCUGGUGCAGCAGGUGGAGCAGGAGGUUAUGGACAAGGAGCAGGUCAAGGCUAUGGUGCUGGUGCUGGGUCUGGAGCUGGUGCCGGAGCUUCAGCUACAGCAGGUACAGGAGCAGGUGGAGCAGGAGGUUAUGGACAAGGAGCAGGUCAAGGAUAUGGUGCUGGCGCAGGAUCUGGUGCAGGAGCAGGUGCUGGUGCUGGAGCUGCUGGAGGAUAUGGACAAGGAGCAGGUCAAGGCUAUGGUGCGGGCGCAGGGUCUGGUGCAGGAGCAGGUGCUGGUGCAGGAGCUGGUAGCGGAUAUGGACAAGGAGCUGGUCAAGGCUAUGGAGUGGGUGCAGGAUCUGGAGCUGGUGCAGGGGCAGCAGCUGCUGCAGGUGCCGGAGCAGGUGGAGCUGGAGGUUAUGGACAAGGAGCAGGUCAAGGCUAUGGUGCUGGUGCAGGCUCUGGAGCUGGUGCCGGAGCUGCAGCAGGUGCAGGAGCAGGUGCCGGAGCAGGUGGAGCUGGAGGUUAUGGACAAGGAGCAGGUCAAGGCUAUGGUUCUGGAGCUGGAUCUGGUGCAGGAGCAGGUGCUGGUGCUGGAGCUGCUGGAGGAUAUGGACAAGGAGCAGGUCAAGGCUAUGGUUCUGGUUCUGGAUCAGCAGGAGCCUAUUCAGUAGGAGCUGCAUCAGCCAGUGGAGCAACCUCAUCACAAGUUUCCCAGAUCCAAAAUGUAGUUACAACUACUCAAACAGAAAAUAUAAUUGCUACAGCGGGUAGUACAGGCAGUGCUGCAGCCUCUGCAGGAGCAGGAGGAUACGGCCAAGGUGCAGGUCAAGGCUAUGGUGCUGGCACAGGCUCUGGCGCAGGAGCAGGUGCAGGAGGAGCAGGAUAUUAUGGACAAGGAGCAGGUCAAGGCUAUGGUGCAGGAGCAGGUGCUGGUGCAGGAGCAGGUGCAGGAGGAGCAGGAGGUUACGGACAAGGAGCAGGUCAAGGCUAUGGUGCUGGAGCAGGAGCAAGUGCUGGUGCUGGAGCCGCUGGAGGAUAUGGACAAGGAGCAGGUGCAGGAGGAGCAGAAGGUUAUGGACAAGGAGCAGGUCAAGGCUAUGGUGCUGGUGCAGGAGCAGGUGCUGGAGCCGCUGGAGGAUAUGGACAAGGAGCAGAUCAAGGCUAUGGUGCGGGAGCAGGGUCUGGUGCAGGAGCAGGUGCUGGCGCUGGAGCUGGUGGAGGAUAUGGACAAGGAGCAGGUCAAGGCUAUGGAGCUGGUGCAGGCUCUGGAGCUGGUGCCGGAGCUGCAGCUGCAACAGGAGCAGGAGCAGGUGGAGCAGGAGGUUAUGGACAAGGAGCAGGUCAAGGCUACGGUGCUGGCGCAGGAUCUGGUGCAGGCUCUGGAGCUGGUGCCGGAGCUGCUGCUGCAGCAGGUGCAGGAGCAGGUGGAGCAGGAGGUUAUGGACAAGGAGCAGGUCAAGGCUAUGGUGCUGGCGCAGGAUCUGGUGCAGGAGCAGGUGCUGGUGUUGCUGGAGGAUAUGGACAAGGAGCAGGUCAAGGCUAUGGUGCUGGAGCAGGAUCUGGUGCAGGAGCAGGUGGAGCAGGAGGUUAUGGACAAGGAGCAGGUCAAGGCUAUGGUGCUGGUGCAGGAGCUGGUAGCGGAUAUGGACAAGGAGCUGGUCAAGGCUAUGGAGCUGGAGCAGGGGCAGCAGCUGCUGCAGGUGCCGGAGCAGGUGGAGCUGGAGGAUAUGGACAAGGAGCAAGUCAAGGCUAUGGUGCUGGUGCAGGCUCUGGAGCUGGUGCCGGAGCUGCAGCAGGUGCAGGAGCAGGUGGAGCAGGAGGUUAUAGACAAGGAGCAGGUCAAGGAUAUGGUGCUGGCGCAGGAUCUGGUGCAGGAGCAGGUGCUGGAGCAGGAGGAGCUGGAGGUUAUAGACAAGGAGCAGGUCAAGGCUAUGGUGCUGGUGCAGGGUCUGGAGCUGGUGCCGGAGCUGCAGCUGCAGCAGGUGCCGGAGCAGGUGGAGCCGGAGGUUAUGGACAAGGAGCAGGUCAAGGAUAUGGUGCUGGCGCAGGAUCUGGUGCAGGAGCAGGUGCUGGAGCAGGAGGAGCCGGAGGUUAUGGACAAGGAGCUGGUCAAGGCUAUGGUGCUGGCGCAGGAACUGGUGGAGGUGCAGGAGCAGGUGCUGGAGCAGGUGGAGCUGGAGGUUAUGGACAAGGAGCAGGUCAAGGCUAUGGUGCUGGUGCAGGCUCUGGAGCUGGUGCCGGAGCUGCAGCAGGUGCAGGAGCAGGUGGAGCAGGAGGUUAUGGACAAGGAGCAGGUCAAGGCUAUGGUGCUGGUGCAGGAUCUGGUGCAGGAGCAGGUGCUGGAGCUGCUGGAGGAUACGGACAAGGAGCUGGUCAAGGUUAUGGUACUGGUUCUGGAUCAGCAGGAGCAUAUUCAGUAGGAACUGCAUCAGCCAGUGGAUCAACCGCAUCACAAGUGUCACAGACCCAAAAUGUAGUUACAACUACUCAAACAGAGAAUAUAAUUGCUACAGGUGGUAGUACAGGCAGUGCUGCCGCUUCUGCAGGAGCAGGAGGAUACGGCCAAGGUGCAGGACAAGGGUAUGGUGCUGGUUCAGGAUCUGGUGCCGGUGCAGGAGGUUAUGGCCAAGGGGCAGGACAAGGCUAUGGUGUUGGAGCAGGUGCUGGAGCAGCCGCCGGUGGUUAUGGCCAAGCAGUACAAACCGGAUACAGUUCUGGAGGUGGUGCAGCUUCUGGUGCAGGUGCUGCAGCAGGAGGCUAUGGCCAAGGUGUACAAACUGGAUAUGGAAGUGCUGCAGGAGCUAGUGCAUCCGCUGCUUCACGAAUUAAUUCUGGAGCAUCUCAAUCCAGAAUCAGUUCAGCUGCUUCCAGUUUGGCCUCAGGUGGGGUAUUGAAUGUAGGUGCCUUGCAAUCCGUUGUAUCUAACUUGAUCGGACAAGUCAGUGCUACUUCUGCCGGAGCAUCUCAAGCUGAAGUAGUUAUACAAGCUCUUCUGGAACUGGUGGCUACCCUCAUACACAUAUUGAGUACCUCCAAUAUAGGUCAAAUCGACUUCAGCUCAAUCGGAAACUCUGCAGCGGCUGUUAGUCAAUCUUUAGGAGCUGUUCUCGGUUAAAUUUUAAAAAAAAUUUAACUUCGAUCCUAAAUAUGUAAGUUUAUAGAAACAAUAAUAAAAGCAUAUUUUUAAAGACAAA